Molecule: messenger RNA, 876 nt
Organism: Arabidopsis lyrata subsp. lyrata
Lineage: Eukaryota; Viridiplantae; Streptophyta; Magnoliopsida; Brassicales; Brassicaceae
Exons: 4
Coding region: 106-876 (256 amino acids)
Source: RefSeq, a predicted model, not a curated record
UUAGGAGUGAAGCUUAACAAGAACUUGGGAGCUUCUCUUAGAUGUUCUAACUGGAAAGGGGCAGCAAAAGUUUCUUAUCAAGAAAUUAUCGAAUUAGAGACAGGAAUGACAGCAGAGGAUAUUGUAUAUCCAUACAUUUCCAUCACAGGAAAUUAUGAUGUAUAUGAGUCAGUGGAUUUCCUGAGGCAAGGUGAGAACAGUGAUGUUGCUUUGAAGAACUUAAACGCUUUGAUAAGAACUGGUUAUGAUUUUUCUGACUUUGAGUGGGAUGCUGUUGAGAGUCCUGAUGUCGAGGAAGAAACGAUAGAUGAGGAUUUAGUAGAAGAUGGCUAUGUGGAAGGUCAAGGUGAGAUACAUACAAAUGACAAGGAAGAGGCGAAUGUCACUGUUGAAGGUAGCCUACUCUCUGGUUUGCAGAGUAAUGAGCAUGAAAUGGCGACAAGUUCAAAGAAGAGAAGGAGUAAGGACGGUGACCACGGUGCACAGACAAGGAAGAUGAAACUGUUAUGUCAAAGAGCUCCAGCCGCACCACAUGGUUUUGAUGAAGAGAUGAAAACAUUCAUCAGAGAAAUGUUUGAAACUUCUUUCAAGCAUUUUGGGCAAGAAGUAAGCAACAAAUUAGGAAAGAUAGAGCUAGAUGUAGCAACACUCAAGAAAGCAGUGAUCACUAUGGAUGAGAAUUCGAAAAAAGACAAGGCACCACCAUUCGGUAAUGGUCAACCAGUGGACGAUAAUUGUCUGUUUCAUGAAUUAUUCACCCGUCCGGGUGAAAUAGACCUUAAUAUGGAUUCGCAAGAUCCAGAUUUUCUGCAAAAAGAAAUGGGGCAUCUUUCUCAAAAAUCACAAGCACCGGGUUUUGAUCCAUCACAGGGGUGA